AGACAAGCGCAUACCGUCGCCCGUUCGGCCGCUCGUCCCCGUCUUCAGCAACAGCCAUGGGGGGCUCUCAACACCACCCUCGCGCCCCAGCAGCAGCGCCGUACCAUCUUCAUCCAGACCGAAAACACGCCUAACCCGGACUCGCUCAAGUUCCUGCCCAACCAAAAGGUCAUCCCGGACUCGAUCAAGACGCCCUUCAUCGAGUACAUGAACGCGCGUAGCACCAUUGCGCCACCGUACCCUUCGCCGCUGGCCGCGCAGCUCAUGAACAUCGAGGGAGUCACCUCAGUCUUCUACGGCACCGACUUUAUCACGGUGACCAAGUCGGCCGACGCCAACUGGGCGCACAUCCGCCCGGAGGUGUUUGCACUCAUCACCGAGACCAUCACGUCGGGCCAGACGAUUGUCAACGUGGUGGAGCGCAAUGAAGGGGAGGAAUCCACGCAAGAGUCGGACGAGAAGGAUAGCUUGGCGUACGACGAGAACGACAGCGAAGUGGUGGGCAUGAUCAAGGAGCUGCUGGAGACAAGGAUCCGCCCCGCGAUCCAGGAGGACGGUGGCGAUAUCGAGUUCCGCGGGUUCGAGGAUGGAAUCGUCAAGCUCAAGCUGCGCGGAGCAUGCCGGACGUGCGACUCGAGCACAGUGACGCUGAAGAACGGAAUUGAGGGCAUGUUGAUGCACUACAUUGAGGAAGUCCAAGGCGUCGAACAGGUACUUGACCCCGAAGAAGACAUAGCAUUGCAGGAGUUCCAGAAAUUCGAGGAAAAGUUGUUGAAGCAAAAGGGCGAAGUCCCUCCCACCACCGUAGGGAAGGACUCCUUGGAUUCUGUCCCUGGCUAA
Molecule: messenger RNA, 840 nt
Organism: Neurospora tetrasperma FGSC 2508
Lineage: Eukaryota; Fungi; Ascomycota; Sordariomycetes; Sordariales; Sordariaceae
Exons: 2
Biological process (GO): iron-sulfur cluster assembly
Cellular component (GO): mitochondrion
Molecular function (GO): iron ion binding; iron-sulfur cluster binding
Source: RefSeq, a predicted model, not a curated record